GUUAACAGAGGAGGUCGUUGAUGACCCAUCAGUGACUACUGGAAUAGGGUUUGAGCUACGAUUCAAUUGUAAUUGUCUUAUUAUGGCGUCGGGGCUAUUAUCCAGGACUCUCUUUGCUCACCGCCUUCUUAAGUCUUCCACUUUCUCAAUCUCCACCAGCCCCAAUUUCUUUAAGAAACCAUUCUUCUCCCAAGCUGCACCAACCUAUUUCUCUAACAAGGUAGGGGGUUCUGUUACUUGUCGUGUGGCUUCAUCAAGAAUAGGAACACAGGCGACAUUCACAAUACAAGCUGUCUCCAACAAUGAACCUGUAGUUUCAGUUGAUUGGCUCCAUGCAAACCUCAAAGAGCCUGAUGUGAAGGUGUUAGAUGCAUCUUGGUACAUGCCAAACGAGCAGAGAAACCCUUUUCAAGAGUACCAGGUGGCACACAUUCCGGGAGCACUCUUCUUUGAUGUAGAUGGUAUAUCAGAUCGUACAACAAAUUUGCCACAUAUGCUGCCAUCUGAAGAAGCAUUUGCAGCUGCUGUAUCUUCUCUUGGAAUUGAGAACAAAGACGGGGUUGUUGUCUAUGAUGGGAAGGGCAUUUUUAGUGCAGCUCGUGUAUGGUGGAUGUUUCGAGUUUUUGGACAUGACAGAGUUUGGGUUUUAGAUGGUGGCUUGCCAAGAUGGCGUGCUUCUGGAUAUGAUGUCGAAUCCAGCGCGUCUGGCGACGCAAUUUUGAAAGCUAGCGCUGCCAGUGAAGCAAUAGAGAAAGUAUAUCAAGGACAGACGGUUGCACCUAUUACCUAUCAGACCAAGUUUCAGCCACAUCUCGUCUGGACCCUUGAUCAGGUUUGGAAGAACGUUGAAGGGACAACAUAUCAGCAUAUAGAUGCUCGAUCCAAAGCUAGGUUUGAUGGUGUUGCACCAGAGCCUCGAAAAGGAAUAAGAAGUGGUCAUGUACCUGGGAGCAAGUGCAUUCCUUUUACACAGAUGCUGGAUGGCUCUCAGACACUAUUAUCUAAUGAAGAGCUCAAGAAAAAAUUUGAUCAGGAAGGUGUCUCUUUAGACAAACCUAUAGUAACUUCCUGUGGCACUGGGGUAACAGCUUGCAUACUUGCCUUGGGCCUCCAUCGACUUGGAAAGACUGAUGUUCCAGUCUAUGAUGGUUCAUGGACAGAAUGGGGAGGACAUCCAGAUGCACCAGUUUCCACAUCUGAAGUGUAGAUUCUACAUGCUUUCAAGAAGUGCAUCUACAUAUGACUUUACAAGGUCUACCUUGUCCGUUUAAUUUCUUAUUGGUGAAUAUGACAGCAGCGGUUGUAUCAUGGAAUAAUGAAUAGUAUUAUAUUCAAAGAUAGUUGUGGCACAUAAAUAUGUCAACAGUCUCCUAGGGUGGGAAGCCAAAAGAGGGUCUGGAGACGAGUUGCCAAUGGAUUCUAAUCCUGUCAGAACUUAUUAUUGCUUUUAUGCUACACUGUUGUGGUAGGAUUUGGAUGCUAGUAGUAUGGAUCUAGUAGGCAGGGGAAAUCAGACCUGUUUUUGAAAGAGAGUGCAAGCUCGCCGGAAAAUGUUGUUCAAAGGAUUAUCAGCCCAUUCACAAGGUGGAGGGGGUAUUGUAUUCAAAAUAUUAAUGGUUAAGUGGGUUAAGUUGAAUUCAU
Lycium ferocissimum is the source of this 1641-nucleotide messenger RNA. RefSeq names its product thiosulfate/3-mercaptopyruvate sulfurtransferase 1, mitochondrial-like. The record is from RefSeq and is a predicted model, not a curated record. NCBI's taxonomy places the organism in Eukaryota, Viridiplantae, Streptophyta, Magnoliopsida, Solanales, Solanaceae. Gene Ontology annotation, cellular component: mitochondrion. The transcript is spliced from 12 exons. Gene Ontology annotation, biological process: transsulfuration. Bases 83 to 1207 code for a protein of 374 amino acids. Gene Ontology annotation, molecular function: thiosulfate-cyanide sulfurtransferase activity.